AUGGAUGAAGUCUAUGUUGUACCAGAAAUGAAUUCUGACGAUGAAGAUUAUGUUGUUGGUCGAGCAACUCGACCAGAGAUUGAUGUUGCAUCCAAAGAUCAUGUAUUUAUCGCACAUGUACCUGUUCCUAGUCAAAAAGAUAUUGAACGUGCAUUAUUAGAUCGGAAGAAACAAGAAUUACUUGCUAAAUAUGUAUCUGAUGAUCUUUUGAAAGAAGAACAAGAAUCAAAAGAUUUACUUGGAAAAUAA
Adineta steineri is the source of this 249-nucleotide messenger RNA. NCBI's taxonomy places the organism in Eukaryota, Metazoa, Rotifera, Eurotatoria, Adinetida, Adinetidae. The record is from the annotation of a GenBank genome assembly.